AAUGUUUUUCUUUUUCUCUUUUCCCUUAAAAAACAACAAUUAUUUCCAAAUCAAAACAUUAAUUUCCUUUUUUCUCCUUUUACAAUUUUUAAAUUUUUCAAAUUCCCAACAACAAAAUAAUGACAAUAACAAUAAAAUAGCCGCAGUUUAUUCUUCACAAAAAAGAGAAUUAAUUUAUAAUGGGGAAGUUGAAAAUAAUAAAAGUGAAGAAAUAUUAAUUAAUAAUCAUUGUUCUAGUGGAAAACCUUGCAAAUCUGGGUUAAUUAUUCCGUAUCUCUACCAAUUCGUUUUUUCCGUGCUUUUGUCUAUUUAUUGGCCUUAUUAUACCUUUUUUAUGGAAUUUCAAUUAUUUAUGGCUGCAAUAGAAGUAAUUACAAGUCAAGAACGAGAAGUUGAAGUAACUAAAGUUACUGGAGAAAAAAUAAAAGUACUUGUAAGGGUGUGGAAUGAAACUGUUAGCAAUUUAACUUUAAUGGCUUUAGGUUCUUCUGCACCAGAAAUUCUCCUUUCAGUAAUUGAAAUUUUUGGCAAUAAUUUUGAAGCAGGUGAUUUGGGACCGAGUACUAUUGUGGGAAGUGCCGCAUUCAAUUUAUUUAUAAUUGUUGGAAUCUGCAUUUUGAUUGUCCCUUCAAAUGAAAUAAGAAGAAUUGAUCGAAUAGAUGUUUUUUGGGUAACCGUAAUUUGGUCAACAUUUGCCUACAUUUGGCUUUUUCUUAUUCUUUGCGUAUUUUCACCAAACAUUGUUGAGGUAUGGGAAGGAUUGUUAACACUUUUGUUCUUCCCUUUAACUGUUGGCAGUGCCUUUAUAGCCAAUAAACAUGCAAAAACUUUUGGACAACGUCUUUUGGGUGCGAAUGCAAUAACUUCUUUUAGACACACUCCAAGGCUUGGAAAACAGCAAAGUACCCAUGUUGGAAUUAGAGCUGCUAAUGGAAGUGAAAAGGAUGUUGAUGUUGCACUCCUUGGCCCACUCAAAAACGAUUCAAAUUCUGUAGCCUUAAUGCAACAAAGACAUUAUUUAGACGUUAUAAAAAAGCUACGAGCUGAAAAUCCAAACCUUUCUGUGCAAGAAUUGGAAAGGUUGGCAUCUAACUGGAUAUUUACUGAAGUACCCAAAAGCAGGGCUUUCUAUAGAAUUCAGGCAAUUCGUAAAAUGACCGGAAAUGGAGAUAUAAGCAUUAAAAGACUAAAGGAACGGGCAGAAGAUGAACAUCAAAAUGUUGCAAUGCCUUUAAUGCCUGAUAAGCCAAAGCAAGUUACUGUUGGAUUUGAUCCAGCAGAAUAUUGUGUUUUGGAAAAUGUAGGAACUGUUGAACUUCGCUGUGUACUCGACAGAGGGUCUUUGGCUGUUUCAACAGAAGUUACUGUUACAUAUACUACAAUUGCCGAUACUGCGGCAGAAUAUGAGGAUUUUAUCCCAACACAAGGAGUAUUAACAUUUGGACCUUCUGAAAGUGAAAAAUUCAUUGAAAUUGGGAUUGUAAAAUUAACAAAUUUGGAUGCUCAUUGUGCAGACAAUCCUGGUCAAAAAUUACCAGCCCAAUUUAAGGAAGGGGGAAGUGUAGCUACUGUAAUGAUUAUUGAUGAUGAUCAUUCUGGUGCUUUUAGUUUUACUUCACAAGUAUUUAGAGUACCUGAAAGUCAGGGGCAAUUUGCGCUUGAAGUUCGAAGGCACAGAGGUGCAAGAGGAACAGUUAUUUUACCCUUCAAAACAAUUGAAGGAAGUGCUAAGGAAGGAAAGGAUUAUACUGCACAAGAGGGCGAGCUUUUAUUUUACAAUAACCAAACAAAAGCAACAAUUUAUAUUGAAAUUACAAAUGAUGAUGAAUAUGAAAAAUCAGAAGAUUUUUAUGUUGAAUUGGGUCCUCCCCGCUUGAAAGAUUCUUCCCCACGUAGUGAAGUUGCUAAUGGACCGGAUGGACGUCCAAUACUUGGAGAACACCAUCGAUGUAAAAUAGUAAUUACUGAAGAUCGAGAAUUUAAAAAUUUUAUUGACAAAAUGAUUGCUAACGCAAAUGUUGGGAUUUUAGUAGGAACACAUAGUUGGAGACAACAAUUUAUUGAAGCAUUAACUGUUGAAGAUAUUGAUGGAGACGGUUCAAUAAGCAACAAAGAAAAAGCUUUGCACGGAGUUUCUGUUUUUUGGAAAUUACUCUUUGCAUUAAUUCCCCCGACAGAUUAUAUUAAUGGGUGGCUAACAUUUUUUGUUUCAAUUUUUGUUAUCGGAAUAUUAACUGCUUUUAUUGGGGAUAUUGCUUCUUUGUUUGGUUGUACUAUUGGAUUGAGGGAUUCUGUAACAGCAAUAACACUUGUGGCAAUGGGGACAUCACUUCCAGAUACAUUUGCUUCAAAAACAGCAGCAAUUCAAGACAAAACAGCCGAUUCUUCAAUCGGAAAUGUUACUGGAUCAAAUGCAGUCAAUGUAUUUUUAGGGAUUGGAUUAGCUUGGGCAAUAGCCGCAAUUUAUCAUUCUUUGAAUGGGGGUCAUUUUAUUGUAGAGGCAGGUUCUUUAGCUUCUUCUGUUACAAUGUUUAUACUUGGAUCUGUAGUAACAAUUGGCCUUUUGCAAUGGCGACGUUAUAAUCCGAACAUUGCCGGUGAAUUGGGAGGUCCUAGAGGAAAUAAAUUGUUCUCAUUCCUUAUUUUCCUGUCUGUUUGGCUUGUCUAUAUUGUUUAUAGUACUUUAGUUGCCUAUUGCCUCAUUUAG
Molecule: messenger RNA, 2707 nt
Organism: Meloidogyne enterolobii
Lineage: Eukaryota; Metazoa; Nematoda; Chromadorea; Rhabditida; Meloidogynidae
Source: the annotation of a GenBank genome assembly